UUUGUGAGUUUGUGAAUUUUGUAUUUGCAUGCUUGCAUGCAGUUCAUUGUUUUGUUGACUUUUGUGGAAUAAACAUUGGUGUAAUUGUUUUUCGUUGCGCAAAAUAAAUUUAAGAAUUCGUUAACAUGUCCAGUCCAGCUAGAACACCGAAUAGCGCCAUAACAUCCAAGGGACAGAAAACCCCUACGCGCUCUAUAAAUGCUCCUGAUGCAGAAACUCCUAUGCGGAUGGGACCAAGACAUGGCCAGGCAUCCGACAAUAUCAGUUUGCCACCAACAUCACCGGGUAAUAUUAGUUUGCCCGCCACAAGCCCUGCCCGAGGAUUGGGAGCGAAUAUGAGUGAAAUUGAUUUAUCAUCUCCAUUGAAUUAUGGUACACCAAGUUCAAUGGGCUCGAUACGAACGCCACGCUCAGGAAUUCGUGGUACUCCUCUAAGAGCACGUCCUGAUAUACGAACUGAUAAAAAGAUGCGCCAAGUGGCCAUCGGUGGAACGGGGCUGGAACCCAUUCCCGAACGUCAGUCGGAAACUACUGAUCCAGCAUCAGAGGUGUCUUCGGCUCCUCAAAUGGUAGUGUGGGGCACCAACGUUGUUGUAAGUCAUUGCAAGACCAAAUUCAAGCAAUUCUUGCUACGCUACAUCGAUCCAUUAGCCGAACAAGAUGAAAUAUCGGAGAACACUGACGUUAACCAACCUUUGUAUUUGCAAAAAUUGGAAGAGAUCCAUACUUUGGAAGAACCAUACUUAAAUCUCAACUGUGCCCAUUUGAAGACAUUCGACGAGGCAUUAUAUCGCCAGCUCAUAUGUUAUCCUCAGGAAGUUAUUCCCAGCUUUGAUAUGGCAGUUAACGAAAUGUUUUUCGAACGCUAUCCAGCUGCUAUACUUGAGCAUCAGAUACAAGUUAGGCCUUUCAACGCUGACAAGACUCGCAACAUGCGCUCUUUGAACCCUGAAGAUAUGGAUCAGCUCAUUAGUAUCAGCGGUAUGGUCAUCAGAACAUCGAAUGUAAUCCCCGAGAUGAGGGAAGCGUUCUUUAAGUGUAUUAUUUGCGACUUUGUAACAACAGUAGAAGUUGAUCGUGGUCGCAUUGCCCAACCCACAUUGUGUACAAACUGUAAUACAAAUCAUUGCUUCCGCUUGGUACAUAAUCGUUCCGAAUUCACUGAUAAACAAUUAAUCAAGCUUCAGGAGUCCCCAGACGACAUGGCUGCGGGCCAGACACCUCAUAAUGUGUUGCUUUAUGCACACAAUGACUUGGUCGAUAAGGUGCAGCCUGGCGAUCGUAUAACCGUCACAGGUAUUUAUCGGGCUACUCCUAUGAAAAACACAAGAACUGGAUCGUCCGUAAAGAGUGUUUAUAAGACACAUAUUGAUGUUGUUCACUUCCGAAAAGUUGAUAAUAAAAGAUUGUACGAGGAGGAAGAAGGAAAAGAUCACAUAUUUCCCCCUGAAAGAGUUGAACUGCUGCAUGCAUUGUCACAAAAGCCCGAUAUUUAUGAUAGAUUGUCUCGCGCAAUUGCUCCUUCUAUUUAUGAAAAUGAUGACAUCAAGAAGGGCAUACUUUUGCAAUUAUUUGGUGGCACAAAAAAGAAGCAUUCCACCAUGGGAAGGCAAAACUUUAGAUCAGAAAUCCAUUUGCUGCUGUGUGGUGAUCCGGGUACAUCCAAGUCACAAUUAUUGCAAUAUGUCUUCAAUUUGGUGCCCCGUUCUCAGUACACAUCUGGCCGAGGUUCAUCUGCCGUAGGCUUAACUGCAUAUGUAACAAAAGAUCCUGAAACCAGGCAACUAGUACUGCAAACUGGUGCCUUGGUUCUCGCAGAUAAUGGAGUAUGCUGCAUUGAUGAAUUUGAUAAGAUGAACGACGCUACCCGCAGCGUAUUGCAUGAAGUCAUGGAACAACAAACUUUAAGUAUUGCCAAAGCGGGCAUUAUCUGUCAAUUGAAUGCUCGAACAUCUAUAUUGGCUGCAGCUAAUCCAGCCGAAUCCCAGUGGAAUAAAAAGAAAAACAUUAUUGACAAUGUUCAUUUGCCACACACAUUGCUUUCGCGUUUUGACCUAAUCUUUUUGGUGUUAGAUCCUCAAGAUGAAGUUUUUGAUAGGCGUUUGGCUGGACAUUUGGUUUCGCUGUACUAUGUUACCCGCCAUGAGGAGGAGGACACGAUGUUUGAUAUGAGUGUUUUAAGGGACUAUAUAGCAUAUGCCAGAGAACACAUUUCACCCACUUUAUCGGAAGAAGCUCAACAACGUCUUAUACAGGCCUACGUUGAUAUGCGCAAAGUUGGAGCUGGUCGUGGUCAGAUUUCUGCAUACCCGAGACAGCUUGAAAGUUUAAUUCGACUUUCCGAAGCACAUGCUAAAGUACGUUUAAGUCAACAAGUUACGGUACAAGACGUUGAAGAAGCUUGGCGUCUACAUCGUGAAGCAUUGAAACAGUCAGCCACUGAUCCUUUAUCAGGAAAAAUAGAUGUGGGCAUUCUAACCACUGGCCUGUCCACUGCGGCCCGUAAGAAACGUGCUGAUUUGGUGGCGUCAAUAAAAGAGAAUCUUCAGAAGAAGGGCAAAAUACCAACAGUACCAUAUCAGAAACUAUUUAAGGAAAUCAAAGAAUCUUCACAAAUUCUUAUCACACGAGAGCAAUUUGAGGAUGCCCUUAAGGAAAUACAAGACGAAGGCGUCAUUGUGGUCAUGGGCAAAAAUACCAUUCGUAUAUGUUAAGUUUUCUGGAAACCAUUGUUUUUUAUAUUUUUCUACCAUAUUAAUCGUUAACUUCAAUAAAUUUUUUAAAACCUUCUCUA
Molecule: messenger RNA, 2794 nt
Organism: Musca domestica (house fly)
Lineage: Eukaryota; Metazoa; Arthropoda; Insecta; Diptera; Muscidae
Gene: dpa
Product: DNA replication licensing factor MCM4
Exons: 7
Coding region: 126-2714 (862 amino acids)
Biological process (GO): DNA replication; mitotic DNA replication initiation; double-strand break repair via break-induced replication
Cellular component (GO): nucleus; MCM complex
Molecular function (GO): ATP hydrolysis activity; ATP binding; single-stranded DNA helicase activity
Source: RefSeq, a predicted model, not a curated record